Molecule: messenger RNA, 2771 nt
Organism: Gordionus sp. m RMFG-2023
Lineage: Eukaryota; Metazoa; Nematomorpha; Gordioida; Chordodea; Parachordodidae
Exons: 6
Coding region: 91-2631 (846 amino acids)
Source: RefSeq, a predicted model, not a curated record
UUCAAUUUUUUUUAAUAUUUAAUUCUAUCCCAUUGGAUUAACUAAGAUUACGAAGAUAGGCCAGCCAGAAUUCCUUUUAUUGUUAAAUAAAUGGAAGUGAACUCUACCGAGUACUUAACAACCUGUCUCAAGUCCAUCCUAACGGUCCUCAAUCCCUACAUCGCGUCAUCUACAAAUAACGCGUCUACUUUCUCCCCUUUGUGCUCCACCAACAAUAAUUCCAUCCACCAGGAAAUCCAUCCAGGAGGUUUCAAUUUCUCGCCAGACGGGAACAACUCCAGAGCAGCCGCCGUGGCUAGAAACAUCAACGACUACAUCAGUAACAUGAUGACCCCUAACCCCGAGUCCCUCAAUUCGCCCGGAAUAUUUAACAACUACCAACCUAACGCGACCUCGAGCUUGUCUUGCUGCAAUAAUACCAACCAGCUAGCCGAUCUUAGCGGGUCUUUGGCCGAUAUGCAGCGACACGGGGAAGUUAUGGACGAGACUAGGGACGACGGAGGAGACGGCGGUAUUAUCGGCGGGAAUAACAAUCUCAAUUACGAAAAUUUGAGUAACAUGGUCUUGCAGCAAUCCAUAUCGGCUCUCGCCAACGCUAGGAAAGGCGGCCUUGAUAAGCGUCAUCAUCAUAUUCCGGCUCAUCAAAAUUAUAUUAAUAAUAGUAACGCCAACAAUAAUAGUACUAUCCCCAAGUCACACCACAUUCAUCAUCACGCCAAUCAUUUGGAAUCCAACACGAACCAUAAUCACAACCAAAUACAAAACAGACACAAUAUUUCGCAAGGACCCUUUACCUCGAUCGAACCCAAGGAUGAGAAACCGAAGGCCCAAGUAACCUGGCAUACUUACAAUUCGCAAUGCUGCGAUGUCACCGUAAUCUUAGUGCAUUCUCCAACGUGCCCUUCCAUCGCACCCCCCGCCGUUUUACACAAUAAUCUAACGAACCAAAUGGCUAUGUCUACCAACGAUAUUUCUUAUCAAAAUUCCUUACAUAACUCUCAAAUAGAUAUCAAGCAGCCUUUAGCCAAUUUGACUGACAUGUGCUUAGCUGACAUGAACCAAACUCAAGAGGACAACGAGGAAGAAGAGGAAGAUUAUAAGGACAGUGAUAUCGUAUACGGGCCCAAGCAAAACAAGACGCCGCGGAGGGGAAGCAAAAAACGUCGGAACGAACUGCGUCAAAAGAGAAAAUACGUAAAAUGGACGCGAGAAAAGAUGGUCGAGGCUGACACGCUUAUAGAAGAAGCUAUUAGGCGCCAAGAGAGAAAUCAGACCACAGCCUUGAGGAGCCAAGAAAAUCCGGCGGAAGUGAAUGCUGGCGAAGGAUAUUCCGGUGCGAAUAAUGGCGAAGAAAUGGAUGACCUGGGCGAACUCUCUGAUUUGAACGUGAAAAAGCUCAGCGAGAUGUUACAGGUUUCCCUCUCCUCGCUCUACAAGUACCUCAAAUUAACGAGGCCUGAUUAUGAAGGGGGCCCUCGCAAAAGCCUGGUUUACACCCUGGACGAGGGCUACAUCUCAAAUAGUAUCAAGAGGGGUCGGCCCGUAUCCAACAACAAGAGGGCGAAGGAGAUGGAGAUACGGGAAGAGGUGACGAAAAUUAUGUCCAUAAUGGGGGAUCCCAACGGGAGCGGCUUGAUUUUACCCAAGGGAGGGUUCAACAUCGCGUAUCUGAUGGAACGUUUGCCCGAUCAUUUAAAGUGCAGCAAGGAUUCGCUGAGAACGUACCUUAGACGCAUGAAUUGGAUGGAGAAAAAGAAGAGGGUCAACGCGCUCACGGCUUGCAACGUUCGGCUUAACGCUGGCGGAGGUGGCGACGCCAAUAUGGCUGCCGACACUGCCAACGAGGUGAGUCACGAUGAUGCCGAUAUCGUUAAAAGGGAGGAUGAAGAGGAAGGCAGCAAUAGUGACGACAUUAACAGUAUACCGACUGAGGUUUCUACAACAAUUAAUAAUGUCAGUCGUGCCAUUGCUAUUCGGAUAGGAUCUUCGCUGGGAGCUUUUAGAUUAGCGCCCGUAGACAUAUUAUUCGCCGGGACGCUGCACCUUAAUUUUCUGGGAGAUUCUAAUUUCACCACUAGCGUCGUAUUAUCCAGUGGCGGAUUAUUGGCCCAUUACGAAUUCGAUUGCUUAGAACCGCCUUCCUCGAACCUGGAUAUCCUUAAAAUGGGCUUGACUCCUUGCAUAGACGAAACUUUAUCCAAAUACAGCGGCAAUAUGAAUCCCAUGGAUAACAAGAGCAAGAUAUUGGUGGUAGACCAAAAUGUCGUGAGUUUUCGCGAGAAAGUUGUGAAUCCGCUCGUCGGAAAUGGUAAUGAGUUGGAAACGUACUACCACACCCGGUACAGAUGCUUUGACGGGAAAUCCGACUCCAUUUUGAAAAGCGUCUUGGUGAUAAAUAACACUUACGACGAUUUCAAGAAAUUCCGGGAAGCUUCCCCUUUGCGCUCCUUCUUAGCUUCGCUCGAAACCUACCUUGAGGGAAGUUUGACCACGGCUUUUAACUCGACCGGCGUCUCUGAUUCGGCUCUUAUAGUCAGGUCCAGCCUUAGAGACUAUUUUGAAAACGCGAAAAAGACCGAUUACAGUUAUAUUUAUCAAAAUAUGGCGCAGAUAUUAUGGUCAACACAAUAGCCUCAUCAUUGUAUUUACUUAUUUAUUUUUUUAUAAACUAUUAAUAAAGGAAUAUUUUUAAAAAAAAAAAAAAUAAGAUUCUCUUUGUAAUAUUUAUUUAAUAUUUACUUAAAAUUAAAUUUUAAUUUAUUUAUAAUUUU